Messenger RNA from Lepisosteus oculatus (spotted gar), 4012 nucleotides. RefSeq names its product xaa-Arg dipeptidase. Gene Ontology annotation, molecular function: dipeptidase activity. The record is from RefSeq and is a predicted model, not a curated record. Lineage: Eukaryota; Metazoa; Chordata; Actinopteri; Semionotiformes; Lepisosteidae.
CAGAAGUGUAUUGGUGCUUGGGUGUACAGUAGGUGGCUCAUGUAACGGGAAAGCUCAGCUAAUUUUAGAAGAGGACAGCUGUCAUUAGACUUUUAGCGACACAAAUAAAAUGUAUUAUUUUUUAAAAGUCAGAAAUAUACAGUUACUCAUACAGUGACUGUCGGAUAGCCCAAAAGAUUAUUAAACUCACAGUUUUACUUAUAGUUCAGGCAGCAUCUUAAGGGUAAAUCUAUUAACCGGUAUAGAUUGACAGUUUUCAGACUUGUCUUCAGUCGGGGAAACACAGAGCAGUGGCAGGUGUGGUCUUGGCCAUGUGCUCGGCGGACCGGGAGGCAGGGACGUCCCUGCAGCAGCUGAAACGACUCGCCGGCAGCUGUAUCGACGCGGCUCGGGACAGGCUGUGCGCCUUGAGCAGGGACAUAUGGAGCUGCCCCGAGCUCGCUUACGAGGAGAAGAAGUCCCACGACAUCCUGGUCCGUUUCUUCCAGGAGGAGAAGGGCUGGAGCGUCGAGCCCCAUUACAAACUGGACACCGCGUUCCGGGCGACCUGGGGACCCACCGGCGGCGGCGGCGAGGAUGGGGAGAGUUGUCUAAACAUCGGGUUCCUCUGCGAGUACGACGCCUUGCCAGAAAUCGGCCACGCAUGCGGGCAUAACCUGAUCGCAGAGGUCGGUGCAGCCGCAGCCAUUGGGUUAAAAGGUGUGCUGGAAAGCAUGGGCGAUCCUUCCGUCCGAGUGAAGGUGACGGCGAUCGGGACUCCGGCGGAGGAGGACGGGGGAGGGAAGAUCGACCUGAUGGAAGCCGGGGCGUUCGAGGGCUUGGACGUGGUGUUCAUGGCUCACCCUUCUCAGGAGGAUGCUGCCUACCUCCCUGACAUGGCGGACCACGAUGUGACUGUGAAGUUCUACGGAAAGCCUUCCCAUGCUGCCGCUUACCCCUGGCAGGGGGUCAACGCGUUAGAUGCCGCGGUUCUUGCUUAUAACAACUUGUCUGUGCUGAGACAGCAGUUGAAACCUGACUGGAGACUCCAUGGCAUCAUCAAGCACGGCGGAGUGAAGCCCAACAUCAUCCCGGCCUAUUCCGAGAUGGUGUUUUACCUGCGGACGCCGAAGCGCUGGGACCUGCCUGUUCUCCGAGAGAAGGCCGAGAGGUGCUUCAGGUCCGCGGCCUGCGCAACGGGCUGCCAAGUUGAGCUUCAGUAUGCGGCACAUGAAUACCACAAUGUUCUUCCUAUUAAAACGCUUCAUCGCCUCUAUGAGGAGAAUGGAAAGUUACUUGGUAUCGAAUUUACAACUGAUGAGGAAGUCCUAACUACUUCUUCAGGCUCCACAGAUUUUGGCAAUGUGUCACAAGUAGUUCCAGGAAUCCACCCCUAUUUUUACAUCGGCUCCGAAGCACUAAAUCACACAGAAGAGUAUACUGCUGCCGCCGGUUCAGAGAAGGCUCAGUUUUACACCCUGAGAACUGCUAAAGCCCUGCUGAUGACGGCCCUGGACCUGAUUUUCAGCCCGGAGCUGCUGAAGCAGGUGAAGGAGGAUUUUGCGCUGGCCAAGCGGAGUGAGGAAAGACAGCUGCGAAGGAGAGAACAGGGCAGAGAGUCAAACUCUGUGCACUGCAGUGGGGCGUCUCAGUGAACCAGAGCACCAGGCUGCUGUCCAGCCAGGCACCUGCUUUUAUUCACUGUUCACCAUCACUGUAACACUCUUUCUACUGUCAAACAUUGUACCAGUGGCCUUUUGUACUACAUAUGCUGCAUAGACUUUUUUUUUGCUUGAGACUUUUUAUAGUGUGUUACCUUUACAACUUUGAUAUUUUAUUGGAUUGUGACGUGCAAGCUCUCCUGAUGGAGCUUUUAAGGACUGACAGUGGAAAUAAGGGUGGCAUCUUUCCUUUUUGUUUUACUUUUUAAUGAAUCGUCAGGCAGCAGCUUGUCCAGGCAAGCCUGGGUACUGACCGGGAGCACAAUGUGAACGCUGGCCAUUGCUCCACACCUCCUGCUACAAGAGGACAUAUUUAAUCCACCAAAGACGCACCGGCCUCAGGAAAGCCAACCUGGAAAAUCCCUCCUCAACAAGGCUCAUCCAACACCCUCCUGGCCUUCACCUCCCAAGACAAAAGUGCUGCACUCUGAACUGCUUUAGGACUCAGACUAAAUUAAAGACUAAAUUUAGGACUUAGACUUAGACUAACUUCAAAGAGAAGCUUCAGGAGAGGAGUCUCGAAGAAUCCUAGUCAAGUCUCAAAGCCAAGGCAGGUAAUAUUUAAGGCAGAGAGGUUGGUGAGUGGAAGGACCUCUGUUCAAUUAUAGUGAGGUUUUGAAUUGCUUGUUAUUUUUAAUCUCGCUGAUGCUUUAAGUGAAAGCAUUUAUACUCAUUUAUAGACUUGUUGAGAAGAACAGAUCACUUUGAUGGCUUUGAACUGUGAGGGAACUCCAGAUAGGCUGGAGGCCUGUAGAUAUUAAAUACAAAUAUCACCCAUUUUUGGGGGAAAAAAAAAGUACUGUAUUUAGCAGGACACUUUAGGUUGGUAGUACACUAAAAAACUUGUUUCCAUUUCUUGGACUUGCCAGGACCAGAUAUUUCAGCUGUUCUAACUACCCUGAAUACAGGUGUAUUCCCACAAAUACAGGUGUAUCCUCUUAUUCAGUUUUCUGACUGCUGCAGGACAGUAUGAUGUCACAGUUUUUAGUCUUUGUGCUUCCUUUUAGUACAAAAGUAUAAUUUGCAUAUAAACUUUCCUCUAUGAAGGUAAAUGGAUUUUUAAAUUAGAAAUGGAAUACUUAAAUUAUGGCAAGAAACAAUUGAAUAAAGACAAAAGUGGAGUGUUUUGAAGUACAUUUUAUCUUCACUAAACUACAUCUCUCACAAAGUGAACACAGAUCUGUUAACUCAUAUUAGGAAAAUAACAAAUCGGGUUCAUUCUGACAAUAAUAGUUAAUCUUUCAGAAUUUAAUGUCUUUUCAACCUGUUCACAAAAUUGUGCUUUCCAUAUUUCAAGUGGCACAUAAGAAAUUGGGCACAAAAAAGCAAAUUCUAGUCUGAAAAAUUGUUGUCAGUUUAUUAACGGUUUCGGGGGGUCACAUCUGAAAUCUUGCAGAAAGACAACAUGCCAUUCUUCCAAAACUCAAACAUGAUCUGGCUUAAAAAUAAAAAAGUGUGACAAGAAAAAGUUAACGUUAUUUAAAAACAAUAGCAAAUAUAAAAGCAAGACACCCUGGAGGUCCCUGGUAAGGAAACAAAUAUAAAAACCUGCAUGUUCACAUACAGCACGACAGUUUGCAACACAGUGAUCAUUUCAGCUGAGCACUUCAAGCUUUUCCAGAUUCAACGUAUUGGUGAAGUAGUAUAUACAAAUCAGUUAAUUAAAAUGAUUACAAAUAAGACAGAUAAAACAUGUUUUAAAUGCUACCAGGAGCAUCUACAAAACACUCUACUGCACUGACUCCUCCUUCUAAGGACAAAUGCUAUCUCUGAUAGUAUCUCUAGCAGUCUAAGCUAAUCAGUCUGUUGCUUACGGCCUUAGAUUUUAGGAAUGAUAAAGACAGUUUAACUACAAUACAUUUUCCAAACCUACAAAAGAUUUAAGACCAUUCUUCAGAGCACUGCAACAGUGUUUUCCCAGUAUUUAUCCUUCUAAAUGAAAACGAAGCACAGAAUUGAACAGUACUAUGUUAUCUGGAAGCAUCCAUGAAGUCCACGAAAAAAAAAAAAAGGUUUCAGAUGUUCCUGGUUUGUUUUGUGCACUAUCAGACUGAAAGACACAAAAUACUAUGCAAGACAUUCAAGAACUCAAGUUAGUAUGAGCACUAAGCUCAAAUACUGAAGUCGACAAUAAAUGCAUCAUAAUAGUUGCGCAAAUCAUUUCAGGUAGUGCUGUAAGCCAGCUAUUUAGUCAGAAAAAGUGGAUGAAUUAUACAAUUAUAAAUGCAUUUCAGAUUCAUUUACAAAGAAAUGUAACUCAAAAUGUCAACAUAUUUGUAUUUUAAAUAAAUUGUGGUUUAGUUGCUCACUUC